Messenger RNA from Kwoniella shivajii, 2415 nucleotides. Its product is annotated as transitional endoplasmic reticulum ATPase. The record is from RefSeq and is a predicted model, not a curated record. Bases 1 to 2415 code for a protein of 804 amino acids. Gene Ontology annotation, molecular function: ATP binding; polyubiquitin modification-dependent protein binding; ATP hydrolysis activity. NCBI's taxonomy places the organism in Eukaryota, Fungi, Basidiomycota, Tremellomycetes, Tremellales, Cryptococcaceae. Gene Ontology annotation, biological process: retrograde protein transport, ER to cytosol; autophagosome maturation; mitotic spindle disassembly. Gene Ontology annotation, cellular component: cytosol; VCP-NPL4-UFD1 AAA ATPase complex; nucleus. The transcript is spliced from 19 exons.
AUGGCUGAUGAUCCUUCCAGACCCGUCAAUGAUGACUCUACUGCUACUGCCAUCCUUAGGCAGAAGCGAUCACCCAAUAGGUUGAUGGUUGAUGAAAGUCCUCAGGAGGACAAUAGUGUCGCUAUUCUCCAUCCUAACACAAUGGAAGCUCUCGGUCUUUUCCGUGGAGAUACCAUCAUCGUUCGUGGAAAGCGAAGGAGAGAUACCGUUCUUAUCUGCUUAAGUCAGGAUGACAUAGAAGAGGGCAAGAUUGCCAUGAACAAGGUUGCCCGUGGAAAUUGUGCUGUCAAGCUUGCCGAUCUCGUCCACGUAUCUCCUGCCAACGAUAUCAAAUACGGCAAGCGUAUCCACGUUCUGCCGUUCGCUGAUUCCAUAGAGGGACUCUCCGGAAACCUGUUCGAUGUAUACCUUCGUCCCUACUUCCUGGAAGCCUAUCGCCCGGUCCGAAAAGGCGAUGUAUUCCAAGUUCGAGGUGGUAUGAGAACUGUAGAUUUCAAGGUCGUUGAGGUUGAUCCUUCGCCUUACUGUAUUGUUGCAUCAGACACAGUCAUCCACACUGAAGGUGACCCUAUCGAUCGAGAAGCAGAGGAAGCCGAUUUGAAUGCUGUCGGAUACGAUGAUCUCGGUGGCUGCAGGAAACAACUCGCUCAGAUCCGAGAAUUGGUUGAGCUUCCUUUACGACACCCUCAACUGUUCAAGGCUAUUGGUAUCAAACCACCUCGUGGUAUUCUAAUGUUUGGUCCUCCUGGUACUGGUAAAACUCUCAUGGCUCGUGCCGUUGCCAAUGAGACUGGUGCAUUCUUUUUCCUCAUUAAUGGUCCGGAAAUCAUGUCUAAAAUGGCUGGAGAAUCAGAAUCAAAUCUCCGAAAGGCUUUCGAGGAGGCAGAAAAGAACAGUCCAUCCAUCAUCUUCAUUGAUGAGAUCGAUUCCAUCGCUCCCAAGCGAGACAAAGCUCAAGGUGAAGUUGAGCGACGGGUAGUAUCUCAACUUCUUACUCUCAUGGAUGGUCUUAAAGCACGAUCCAACGUAGUGGUCAUGGCUGCUACCAACCGACCGAAUUCAAUUGAUCCCGCUCUCCGACGAUUUGGUCGAUUUGAUAGAGAAGUUGACAUCGGUAUUCCUGAUCCUACCGGUCGACUUGAGAUCCUUCGGAUCCACACCAAGAACAUGAAACUCGCAGAUGAUGUUGAUCUUGAACAGAUCGCGGCUGACACUCACGGUUAUGUUGGUGCGGACAUGGCAUCUCUGUGUUCCGAAGCGGCUAUGCAACAGAUCAGGGAGAAAAUGGAUCUCAUCGAUCUCGAUGAAGAAACUAUUGAUGCUGAAGUCCUCGACUCACUUGGCGUUACUAUGGAGAACUUCCGAUUUGCCCUUGGUACCAAUAACCCCUCUGCUCUCCGAGAGACUGUCGUCGAAAUUCCUACUACUACAUGGGACGACAUCGGUGGUUUGGACAAGGUUAAACGGGAGUUGCAAGAAACUGUACAAUACCCUGUCGAGCAUCCUGAGAAAUUCCUCAAGUAUGGUAUGUCUCCUUCUAAGGGUGUGCUGUUCUAUGGACCUCCUGGUACCGGUAAGACAUUGCUAGCAAAGGCUAUCGCCAACGAAUGUCAAGCCAACUUUAUCUCCAUCAAAGGUCCAGAGCUCUUGACGAUGUGGUUCGGAGAGUCAGAAGCCAAUGUUCGAGAUGUUUUCGACAAAGCUCGUGCGGCUGCCCCUUGUGUCAUGUUCUUUGACGAAUUGGACUCUAUUGCCAAGUCCAGAGGUGGUUCUGGCGGUGAUGGCGGUGGCGCUAGCGAUCGAGUCCUUAAUCAGAUUCUGACUGAAAUGGACGGUAUGAACGCUAAGAAGAACGUCUUCAUCAUCGGAGCAACCAAUCGACCCGAUCAAAUUGAUUCCGCUCUUCUGCGACCAGGUCGUCUUGAUCAACUUAUCUAUAUACCCCUUCCUGACGAGACCUCUCGAUUGUCUAUUCUCAAAGCUACUUUGCGUAAAUCUCCCAUCGACCCCGCUGUUGACCUCAAUUUCCUCGCUAAAAGCACUGCCGGCUUCUCCGGUGCCGACCUUACCGAGAUCUGUCAGCGUGCUGCCAAACUUGCCAUCCGAGCUAGUAUCGAGGCCGAUAUCCGGAAAGAGAGAGAGCGUAAGGACAAGGCCGAGGCUGAGGGCGAGACUGCAGAUGUGGAUUUAAUGGAUGCAGACAAUGAAGAAGAUGAAGUUCCCUCCAUCACAGUUGACCACUUCGAAGAGGCAAUGCGAUACGCUCGACGAUCCGUCUCCGACGCGGAUAUUCGUCGUUACGAAAUGUUCAGUACUACUCUCCAGCAGUCCAGAAGUUUCGGUAACACCUUUAAGGGUGGACAAGCGCAAGAAGGCGGAGCUAGUUUCCAGAACGAGGCUGAUGAUGACGAGUAA